CCUCAGGAGCCUUAACAAUUCCCUACAUACACCUGGUAAACUUUAGCUAACAACUCCAAAAUGGCUGCUGGCGUGGCAACAUGGUUGCCCUUUGCCCGGGCAGCUGCGGUCGGCUGGCUUCCUCUGGCCAGACAGACAAUGCCCAAGCCACCUGUGGACAAGAAGAGCCGCACUGACGAGAUCCUGAUAGUUAACGUAAGUGGGCUUCGGUUCCAGACCUGGAAAAACACGCUGGACCGUUAUCCCGACACUUUGCUGGGAAGCUCAGAAAAGGAAUUUUUCUACAAUGAGGAAACUCAGGAAUAUUUCUUCGACAGGGACCCAGAGAUGUUCCGCCACAUCCUAAACUUCUACCGCACAGGCAAACUGCACUACCCGCGACAGGAGUGCGUCCAGGCUUUUGACGAGGAGCUGGCUUUCUAUGGCAUUGUGCCGGACAUAAUUGGGGAUUGCUGCAUGGAAGAGUAUCGUGAUCGCAAGAAGGAGAACCAGGAGCGGCUGGCUGAGGACACGGAGGCUGAGAUGGCAACAGACCAGCCCUUACCACCAAAUAGCACAUCUCGUGAACGCUUGUGGCGAGCUUUUGAGAAUCCCCAUACCAGUACGAUGGCUUUGGUGUUUUACUACGUCACAGGCUUCUUCAUUGCAGUUUCUGUCAUCGCUAAUGUAGUGGAAACUGUACCAUGUAAGGCACCCCCUGGCAGGGUUAAACCAAUACCUUGUGGUGAAAAGUACUCUGUGGCCUUCUUCUGCAUGGACACAGCGUGUGUCCUGAUCUUCACCUUUGAGUACCUGAUGAGGUUAUUUGCUGCUCCCAGCCGCUGCAUGUUCAUGCGCUCUGUGAUGAGCGUGAUUGACGUGGUGGCUAUCAUGCCCUACUAUAUCGGCCUGGUCAUGCCGGAGAAUGAGGAUGUAAGUGGUGCUUUUGUUACACUUCGGGUCUUCCGGGUCUUUCGCAUCUUUAAGUUCUCACGCCACUCGGCGGGUCUGCGUAUUCUUGGCUACACGUUGAAGAGCUGUGCCUCUGAGCUCGGCUUUCUUCUUUUCUCUCUCACCAUGGCCAUCAUCAUCUUUGCAACUGUCAUGUUUUACGCUGAGAAAGGCACCAACGGAACCAACUUUACCAGUAUUCCAGCUUCUUUCUGGUACACCAUUGUCACCAUGACAACGCUGGGGUAUGGAGACAUGGUUCCUAACACCAUUGCUGGCAAGAUAUUUGGUUCUAUCUGCUCUCUAAGUGGUGUGCUUGUAAUAGCACUUCCGGUUCCGGUUAUAGUGUCCAAUUUCAGCCGCAUCUACCAUCAGAACCAGAGAGCUGACAAAAUGCGUGCUCAGCAGAAAGUGCGACUUGCCAGGAUUCGCUUGGCUAAGAAAGGAACCACUAAUGCAUUUCUGCAAUAUAAAGAAGACGGAGGAUUACAGGAUCAUGAUGGCGACAGUGCUGCCCUGUGUCUGAAGAACAGAUCUUCAUUUGAGCACCAGCACCACCAUCUGUUACACUGCCUGGAAAAGACUACGAACCACGAGUUCACAGACGAACUGACCUACAGUGAGAUGUGUAUGACCGAGUCAGUUGUUUUCCGCACCAGCCGCAGCACAUCACUGUCAAGCCAGCAGGGCGUCUCGACUUCCUGCUGUCCUCGCAGGUCAAGGAGAAGAGCCAUCCGCCUGGCCAACUCCACCGUAUCAGUGAGCCGUGGCAGCAUCCAGGAGCUCGACACACUACAUGUGCACAAGAGCCCAACUGUUCCUCAGAGUCGCUCCAGCCUGAACGCCAGGACAGAGGACUUGAAGUUAAACUGCGAGCCGCAUGAUUACACAGCAGCUAUAAUCAGCAUCCCAACGCCUCCAGCCAACACACCUGAUGAAAGCCUGCCAUCGUCACCUGCCAUCCCGGGCAUCCUACGCAACUCUCGCACCUCUUUCACUCAUGAGACCGUUAAGAUCUCUUCCUUAUAACACAACUUCUUCUAAGCACAGAGCUCUCCUCCAAUGCACAAAUAAAAGGAGGAGGGUUUUC
Messenger RNA from Trichomycterus rosablanca, 2020 nucleotides. It is a transcript of the gene kcnd1, whose product is annotated as potassium voltage-gated channel, Shal-related subfamily, member 1. The coding region runs from base 61 to 1959 and encodes 632 amino acids. NCBI's taxonomy places the organism in Eukaryota, Metazoa, Chordata, Actinopteri, Siluriformes, Trichomycteridae. Gene Ontology annotation, biological process: potassium ion transmembrane transport; protein homooligomerization. The record is from RefSeq and is a predicted model, not a curated record. Gene Ontology annotation, cellular component: neuronal cell body; voltage-gated potassium channel complex; dendritic spine. Gene Ontology annotation, molecular function: A-type (transient outward) potassium channel activity; protein binding. The transcript is spliced from 6 exons.